Messenger RNA from Laccaria bicolor S238N-H82, 2154 nucleotides. RefSeq lists its product as uncharacterized. The record is from RefSeq and is a predicted model, not a curated record. Lineage: Eukaryota; Fungi; Basidiomycota; Agaricomycetes; Agaricales; Hydnangiaceae. The coding region runs from base 1 to 2154 and encodes 717 amino acids. The transcript is spliced from 12 exons.
AUGUCUUCGACGUUGAUGUUAGAUGCUCUCUGUGUUGCUGUUCGGUCCCAAGUUCAUCUAUUGGGGCCACUUGCAUUGCUCAAGCGUGGACUUCCUCCUAUCAACAUCAUAGGGUAUGGGACAUUGGACGCUCAGCUGCAUAAUGAUACCCUGAAGGACGAAGGCCUAACGACAAGUCACAAAGGAUACAUUGACCGCCCGACACUACACGAUGGUCUAUCUGAUCGUGGACACCAUACGCUCCAGAAUCACCUCAGCGAUACCCAGAAUGUUCAGAGGUUCUUUAUUGAGAUCUUGGAUGACCUGGACUCAGACUUGGAUGUUUCUUUGGGGAGGGGAGGGACAUUGCUUAACACCCAAUUCGCGUCGGCUCAGCAUGGAAUUCUCGUUGGGUCUAAGACUCACCCGGAUCCUCACGUGGAUCGUAGUGCUCAGUCUCUAAGGGAACCUUGGGAACCUGGAUUUCAACAAGUGACUGCACAUUCGGUUCCCGGUCUCCGAUCUUGCAUGGAACUGGGUUUUUAUCGCCUUCGCCUAUUUGGGAAUUGGACUACGAGCUCUGAAGGCGACGAUGAUGACGGUUAUGAUGACCACGACUACGUCGACGACGUCAAGGUCCGAUAUAUCGCUUCCUCCAACGGCGCCUCUCACGACCUUCGAAAACCCCGUGUUGGACCUUUGAGCCUGAGGAUUUGUAUCGCCAUUGGCAAGGACCAUCUGACGUCAAAGUGUGGAUUUGGGAGCGCAAUGGCAGCAGCGAGACAGGUGGUGCCAGGCGUCCGAUCCAAGCGCGGGAUUCGCACCGUCACCUGCCAGAGCAUCAGUUCUAACGUACCAAGUAUAAUUCACUCCAUUCAACCUCAGUCUGAGAAUGUCGACUGUAACGACUCGCAAGUCGAGACUCGAGCCUGGCCAUGGGGCUGGCAGCCCUGGCUCGCACUCUCCGAAGUUGGUACUACCUACGGUGUCUCCGUUUGUCUCUACUGUGUCACAUUUCCUUCAACAUGGGUUCGCCGUUCGUUUUUACGCAUUCUGGGUCCCCAUUUGCUGUCACAGGCAUGGGCCUUCCAUUCGCUCGAGCUCCAAUUGGAUACUGCCAUGCGCCUCUACGUUGUCUUCCCUCCCAAGAGGAUCUACAGGUUCUGUGAUCCCAUUCCAAUCCCGCAGGGUGUAGGCGGUCCAAGCCAACAACACGCAUGUCCCCUUCCUCUCCCGCCGCAUGACGGACAAUACCUUCUUUUAGCCCCCCCACCUCUUUCCGUGGGCCACGGCUUGGUGUUGGAGUUGAGGCGUUGGUUGAAAAUCAAUAUGAUGUCUCGAGGGAGUGUCAGGACCGGCACCAAGAAGAGGGGGAGCAUCAUCACCAGACUCAGACAUAUUACCAGAACUAGAAACAGAAACGGAAAGAAGGUAAGAUCAUCCGAAGGUGGCGACGAGGAACCGAGCAUGGCUGACCCCCUCCUCCUCCUCUCCCACCACUCUCCUGCUGUACACCGUAUCCCGACAAUGGGAGCAGAUGCGUUGGAGCUAGGGUCUGGAGAUGCUUCAGCUCUGGAUUUGGGCCCACACACAACAGAACACGCCCUCCUUGCAACGCUCACAACCCGCCAAGAAGCCCUAGACCAACGGGUGGAGGAGAGGGUUGGGGAGGUGCAGAGGGCUGUUGGGUAUCCUGAGGAUGCGGUUGGGCGACGUGAGGAAGCGGUUGAGAGGAGGGAGAAGGCUGUUUGGCGGAGGGAGGAGGCUUUUGUGCUGAGAGAGCGGGAGGUGAAAGAGAGGGAGGAUAAGGUCGUGGAAUUAGAGCAAGCAAUUGAUGAGCGAGGACGGGCGUUUGAUCAGAGAGGAUCUGAGCUCGAAGAACGUUCUAGGCAGGUUGAAAAGGAAAUUGCUCGACUUGGAGGUGUCAACGCGUCCACUUCGGCAGUUGGUUCAAGUUCAUGGCCCACAACUCUUCUUCGGUCUGUGGUCUUUCGGGUAUUGGGAGACAAGACGUCCUCCUGCCUCUUUUCCUCCUCCAACCCAAGUUCUUUCUCCUCCAUCCCCACCAUCCCCCAAAAAGACCCCGACGCGACUGGGAAGCGCGACGCGAUCUGUACCUCUCGACAGGUGGACAGGGGAGUUAGCUCGUGCCCGUGGGCGUUGCUGUGCUUGUGA